AUGGAGCGCUCCAAGAAACCUUCUGCUAUCGGUGUCGGCGCAUCUCUGCCUCAACCCUCCAUCUCCAUCAAUGACAAAACCGUCGAAGCCCGACUGCCCACGGGCGAGUCGGUGACGGUCUAUCUCUACGGCGCUACCGUCACCUCGUGGAAGCUUGCAGAUGGCCAGGAGCAGUUGUUCCUGAGUGAGAAGGCCCACCUGGACGGGUCGAAACCGAUCCGAGGUGGUAUUCCUGUUGUUUUCCCGGUAUGUCUUCGGCCCCCUCCCCCCAACCACCCCACAUCCGCCCUCCCUCAACAUGGUUUCGCACGGAACUCCACCUGGGAGUUUUUGGGCAAGUCGUCCUCCGAAUCCGCCGGCCGGAAAGACGGCGACGACGCCGUGAAGCUGGACUUUGGCCUGUCGCGGGGCAUGCUCAGCGAGGAGUUCCAAAAGGCGUGGCCGUAUGACUUUGGGCUGGUGUACAGCGUGACUCUCACCAAGGAGAGUCUGGGGACGUCGCUACAUGUGCAGAACGAGGGGAGCGAGAAUUUCGACUUUCAGGUGUUGAUGCAUACGUAUCUGAACAUUGAGGACAUCUCCCAAAUCAACCUCCAGAACCUCUCCUCCCAAGAAUACGUCGACAAAACCCUCAACGGCACCGCCCACACCGACUCCUCCCCCACCCUUCCCAUCACCGGCGAAACCGACCGCGUCUACAAGGCCCUCGACCCCGCAGUUCCCAUCGUGGUCGCCUCCGCCGCAGACAACAAGCCCGUCUUCUCCGUGACGCGCGAGGGCCUCUCCGACGUCGUGGUGUGGAACCCUUGGAUCGAAAAGGCCAAGGGCAUGGCGGAUUUCGGGCCGGAUGAGGCAUACAAGAAGAUGAUCUGCGUGGAGGCCGGGUCUGUAUCCGCGUGGCAGACGCUGGAGGCGGGGGAUUCGUGGGAGGGAGGGCAGACUAUUCGGCCGAGACUGUAG
Molecule: messenger RNA, 960 nt
Organism: Aspergillus campestris IBT 28561
Lineage: Eukaryota; Fungi; Ascomycota; Eurotiomycetes; Eurotiales; Aspergillaceae
Product: D-hexose-6-phosphate mutarotase
Exons: 3
Coding region: 1-960 (319 amino acids)
Biological process (GO): carbohydrate metabolic process
Molecular function (GO): carbohydrate binding; isomerase activity
Source: RefSeq, a predicted model, not a curated record